This is a messenger RNA of Ascoidea rubescens DSM 1968, 2043 nucleotides long. RefSeq names its product Cac2p (gene CAC2). NCBI's taxonomy places the organism in Eukaryota, Fungi, Ascomycota, Saccharomycetes, Ascoideales, Ascoideaceae. Gene Ontology annotation, biological process: DNA replication-dependent chromatin assembly; nucleosome assembly. Gene Ontology annotation, molecular function: protein binding. The coding region runs from base 1 to 2043 and encodes 680 amino acids. The record is from RefSeq and is a predicted model, not a curated record. Gene Ontology annotation, cellular component: CAF-1 complex; nucleus. The transcript is spliced from 3 exons.
AUGAAUGCUUCAACUAUUGCUGUGCAUUGGCACGACGAUUCUCAGCCAAUUUAUUCCUGUCAUUUUCAGCCAAAUAACCAAAACACUCAUUCAAAAAGAUUAGCAACUGCUGGUGGUGACAACAAUGUUCGCAUCUGGUCUUUAACUUACUCAAACGACUUCAAACAAAUCACCUCCAUUGAAUAUCGCUGCACUCUAUCAAAGCACACCCAGGCUGUUAAUGUCGUUCGUUUCGAUCCAAAGGGCCAAAUCCUAGCCACUGCUGGCGACGAUGGUGCUCUCUUGAUCUGGACUCUAUCCGAUAAAAUCAUCAAAGAAUUUGGUUCAAACGACAUCGACCAAGAUGACCAAAAGGAAUCCUGGAUCUUAAGACACUCCUUAAGAUCAAGCACCUCCGAAAUUUACGACAUAGCUUGGUCUCCAAACUCCCAAUAUCUUCUAACUGGCUCAAUGGACAACAUCUCAAAGAUCUAUAACGUUGUAACUGGCCAAUGUGUAAAACAAAUCGCUGAACAUAACCACUAUAUUCAAGGUGUCGCUUGGGACCCAAAAAACGAAUUCAUUGCAACUCAAUCUGCUGAUAGAAGUUAUCUUAAACCUCAAAUCCCCCAGUCUCCGAAAAAAGAUUCAAACCAUGGCUCAAGAACUAUCACCCCAAUUCCUUCUCCAAGCCUAUCUACUGCUUCCUUAGUCUCUCCUUCUGUCUCCUUCACUUCAAUUAGCACGUCAAUGAACCCUCCCUUGAGCAAAAGAAGACUAUCUGCUUCCUCAACAGGCUCAACUUCUUCCUUUUCUACCGCUACUCGUUCUGCUUCUCCAACUCCUUCAGCUGCUCCUCCUUUACCUGCUAUUCGUAAAAUGGAUUUACGCGAUUUUAGAAACAACUACAGCUACAAUUAUAACUUCAACUUCAACUUUACCCUCAGAAAUUCUUUAUUGUAUUAUUCUGAAACUCUACAAUCCUUUUUUCGAAGACUAACUUUUAGUAUCGACGGAAGUCUACUAUUAACUCCCUCGGGCAUUUUCAAAACUUUUGUUUCAACUGAUAAUAUCGACUCAAAUGCAUACUCAUUUCCUAUUCUUACUUCCGAUAAUAAUAAUGAUAACAAUCACUUGGACACUAGUCCAACUAAACAGCAAGAAGUCAUCACAAACACUGUCUACAUUUAUACAAGAGCAGGAUUAAAUCAUCCUCCAGUUGCUCACUUGCCAGGCUUAAAAAAACCUGCAAUUGCAAUAUCUUUUAACCCUUACUAUUUUAAAUUAAGAAAUAACUUUAUCUUAUCCAAUAUAACCCCCAAAAAAAAUAAAACUACCUCACAUUCUUUAUUCAAAUUACCUUAUAGAAUGAUUUUUGCUGUCUCUACACAGGACUCAAUAAUUAUUUAUGAUACCCAAUCUCUAGAACCUUUGGCCUUGGUAGCUAACCUACAUUAUUCAACUUUUACUGAUUUAACAUGGUCGUCUGACGGUUUAACAUUAAUAGUCUCCUCAACAGAUGGGUUUUGUUCUUCUGUAAUUUUUGAGGAAUCUUUUUUGGGUGAGAGAUACAGUGAGGAUAACAGUAAUCAUGAGAAUGAAAAAUUAAAUGAUAAAUUUUCUACCGACGAUAAAAAUACCGCCAAUACUAUUAAUACCACCAAUAUCACCAAUACUACUGCCAAUACAAAUAAUAAGGAUUCUGUAAACCUAGAUCAGAAAAAAAAUGCAAAUGCUUUAGGAAUUGUUAUCACUAAAAUAACUGAAAAUCCUAUAACAGGUUCACCAAAAAACAUACCUAAAACUGCAAAAGUGAUAACAGCCAUAAAGGAAAUGGAAAAAGAAAAGCAAACUAUAAACACAUUGCUAAUGGAAGCAAGUAAUACUAAUAAAAGGAGUGGUAUCACUGAAGGAAGAAGAGAAAAACAUAAAAAAAUAGAUGAUAAAAACAAUAAGAAUAAUAAAAAUAAAACUGGUUUGAAAACCAUUGAAAAGAAACAAGAAACUGGGGAUCCAAAAAAGAAAAAAAGACGUAUUGCACCAAUUUUGGUUGAAAAAAAAUAG